Linnemannia hyalina is the source of this 1923-nucleotide messenger RNA. NCBI's taxonomy places the organism in Eukaryota, Fungi, Mortierellomycota, Mortierellomycetes, Mortierellales, Mortierellaceae. The record is from the annotation of a GenBank genome assembly.
AUGGACGAGGUUCUUGGCGGGAAGAGGUUCCCCUGCAAAUGCCUAAACUGCGGUCAAAAGGGCUUGACUGCAAAUCGAUCCUUUGCCACCCACACACACUCCAACAUCACUUUUACCGACAUCGAACGUGGUCCUGGCAAGGAGAGUGGCCCGAACGUAGGAACUCUCGCCAACUAUUACAAUCCCAACAACAUCCACAACGUCAACUAUCAUGCGAUGACACACCCCCCGAAUCCCAACAUGCCACGGGGUGGAUGGACCACCAACGCAUCAAGGACAAGAACAUACGGUCAUGGCCAUCAUCAGGCUUCACCGAUCUCGCCUCGCAGGGGAGCAUCGACGCAUUCAUGGGCGGAUACUGCAAGGAUGGCGAAGGCUAAAUGGGACGCAGACGCAUUACAUCACAACCCUGCCACUCGAGGCGACCAAGUAAAUAUUUGGACCGAGGGACCUGAGUUCGACUUUACGGACCACGCCCCAGACCUGUACACGACACCAGACAAUUACCCAUCCACCUCCAUGCCCACCACGUGGGAGCAUGCAACUUCAAGGAGAAUGAAUACUCUUGCAAGGCCAUCGACGUAUGGGGACGUCAACCCGUCCUUUUUCGCCACAGCUGCCCCACAACCCAACGAUACCGUUUUCUACCACGAUUCCUCAUCCAACCCUGGGACAACAUCAGACAGAGUUCUAGCAGGAGCGAACACGGAUGGCCAGACAUUACCAGAGUUUGUCAGGUGGAAUACGCCGGUGUCUCGGGUGAAGGUGUGCGGAUUCCACAUGCACGCGAUGGAGUGGCACAAGAUCCAGAGCAUUGGGACGGACGAAGCCAUCGCGCUGGCGGAGCGAGCACAGUGCCCAAAAUUCAACCUCUCUAUCACGCGCUGGCUGGACAAAGGAUUCAAUCACUUGGAAAUGGAGCCAUUCAACGCCGUCAAAUGUUUCUGCGGGAACGCUUUGAUCGUCACCAAGGACCAUUCUCGGAAUCGCUACGAGCUUACCUGCCGCAACCGACACAAACAGACGACGUUAGGACCGAGUCAUGGUGGCCCGCAGCUGCAGCAGCCCAACAACAAUUUUUCACCAGGAGUUCCGGAUUCGUGCUCGAUGGUGAUUCCUGUCGAUAAAGUCAAAUAUCGCGCGCGCUUAGAACCUGUGCACUGGGAAAUCCGAUCGGAUGACUGGCUCUCCCGAUUCUUCAAACCUCCAGCGACAUUGGAUGGCGCCGACAACGACCAGAGAUCAAGUCCUAGGGUACUGGUAUCAGCAAUGAAGAAGGAAGACAUUGGAUCCUUUUCUCAUUACAGUCGAGCCCGGAUGAUCAGACUCAAGACGUUGACAUUCAAGGAUCCGAUUUCGGAAACGAUCCAUCUUCCUGCAAUGCCCCCUUCACUGAUGACUGCACAGGAUUUUGACUCCGGUGACUGGUUCCCACCGAGACAACUGGAGAGGAAUGAAGCUGCCCAGGCGCUGAAGAUCUUGCUGGGAGAACACGAUGUUGACUUGUCUGAUGAGGUCUUUGCUCGGCAGAUGGAGGUGGCCGGGGUAUGCGAACUCCCGCCAGCCUUGACGCGGAUUGCAGUCAAGGAAGGAUGCAGAGACGCUGACGAUUAUCUCCAGGCGAGUGAGGAGCGGAUGAGGUUGGACAUCAAGGCGUACAUGGAGCGACAGGAGCAACUGGAAGUCCUUUUGGAUUCAGCCAAGACGAGACACGCCAACACCGUGGAAAGGAUCCGGACACUAGAGUCGAAUGCUCAGCUGUUAUCAGAGCUCAAGUGCCGGGUCUGUUAUGAGCGGCAGAUUAAGUUUGCGAUUUUGCCCUGUCACCACAUGGUCUUGUGCACGGAGUGCGCCCGGAUUGUUGAGAGCUGCAUUGUCUGUCGAGGACCUAAGCUCGGCACCCUUCGAGUUAACCUGGGGUGA